AUGGUUUCAUCUUUUCGUAGUAGAAAUGGUUUUCCAACACAAAAUGUGCUCGCCGUAGUAGAUUUUGAUCUUAACUUCACUUAUGUGCUUGCUGGUUGGGAAGAGUCAGCACAUGACUCGAUGGUCUUGCGUGAUGCUUUACAAAGACCCAAUGAUCUUAAAGUGCCACAAGGAAAAUGUUUCCUCGUCGACGCAGGAUAUGCUACAAGACCUGGAUUUAUAGCACCUUUUAGAGGUGUUAGAUAUCACUUGAAGGAAUUCGGGUCACAUAUUCAUGAAACCCCUAAGGAGUUGUUUAACCAUAGGUAUUCGUCAGCGUGGACUUCAGUUGAACGUGCAUUUGGGUCUUUGAAAAGUCAGUAUAAGAUUCUCACAUCUAGGCCCUUCUUUCCAUAUAGUACCCAAGUUGACCUAGUGAUUGCAUGUUGCAAUCUUCACAAUAUUAUUAUUAGACAUGGUGGUGAUAGAUUGAUACCCUCUGAGGGGGAAUGGGAACAAGAAAUGAGAGUUCAUACUUCGAGGAGAGGGCAACAUGAAGAUGUUAGAGAGUGA
This is a messenger RNA of Dioscorea cayenensis subsp. rotundata (Guinea yam), 552 nucleotides long. Its product is annotated as protein ALP1-like. The transcript is spliced from 2 exons. Lineage: Eukaryota; Viridiplantae; Streptophyta; Magnoliopsida; Dioscoreales; Dioscoreaceae. Bases 1 to 552 code for a protein of 183 amino acids. The record is from RefSeq and is a predicted model, not a curated record.